Molecule: messenger RNA, 408 nt
Organism: Parascedosporium putredinis
Lineage: Eukaryota; Fungi; Ascomycota; Sordariomycetes; Microascales; Microascaceae
Source: the annotation of a GenBank genome assembly
AUGGAGAUGGAGAUUGAUGGCGUUGGCGGUGUCAGCAUUCUCGCAAAAGCCCGAGUCUUUCGAUCCGGUGUUCACUUUCCCGCAUUUAGCUUUGAGAAACAUGCCGAGACAGAAGGCUUUGGAAAGAUGGCAAAGCGCAUGGGCUAUUCCGUCGUUGGUCUGCCUCAUUAUACCAUCUGGCAUUUAUACGAGCCUAGUGUCGAUGAUAUUCGGCAUAUGGAGGAGAUGGAAAAGGAACGACUGGCGAGAGAGAAAGAGGAACAAGAGAAGGCUGAAAAAGUGAAGAAACUGAAGGAGGAGUUUGGUGAUGCUAACAACCAAUGGGAGAAGGAUAAAUCGGAAAUGGAAAAUUUGGCGCAGGAAAAGAAGUCUGGAAAUCGGCGAAAGCAAGCAAAUAUUGAUCACUAG